This is a messenger RNA of Camarhynchus parvulus, 3048 nucleotides long. RefSeq names its product ubiquitin specific peptidase 22 (gene USP22). Gene Ontology annotation, biological process: protein deubiquitination. Gene Ontology annotation, molecular function: zinc ion binding; cysteine-type deubiquitinase activity. The transcript has 14 exons. The record is from RefSeq and is a predicted model, not a curated record. Lineage: Eukaryota; Metazoa; Chordata; Aves; Passeriformes; Thraupidae. Bases 611 to 2188 code for a protein of 525 amino acids.
UUGAGUGAGCGGCUCGGACCAUUGCUCGCGGCGGGCGGGGGGGGCGCGGGCGAGGCGGAGGAGGAAGGAGCCGGCGAAGGAGGCGGGGGGGCGGUUUAAAGGGACAAGAGCCGUGCGGGUGCCGGCGGGGGAAGCCGGAGCGGCGGCGGGCGGGGACUCGCCCCCUUCCCCACACACGCCCGCUCGCACCGCGGCCGGGGUCGCCGCCGCCAGCGCCCCCAUCCCCUCCCUUCCCCUCCGCCCGCCGCUUCCACAGCGGCCUCUAUGAGGUAGAAGGGAGCGGCGGCCACUCCGGGGGCGGCAGCGGCCGCUACAGCCGCCGCCUCCUCCUUCUCCUCGCCUCAGAGCGCCCCAUCUUUGUGUGUGCGGGAGAAGGGCGGGAGGGAGUGCGCGCUGCCCGCCCGCCGCGCUUUGUUCGGAGCCGGGGGGCCGUGGCGGAGCCCCGGCUCUAUGUGCCAGCGGCUCCCCGGCGGCGGCGGCGUGAGGGGCCGGAGCCCCUGAGGGCGGGGGGGCCCCGGCCCGUGUCGGUGCUGCGGGGCGGGGGAAGGGGCCGGCUCGCUGCCCGCCGGCCCGGCCCGUGUGCGGGCGGAUUGAUGUGGGGGGGUCUGACAUGAGUCCGCCGGCGGCCGGGUGCUGCCAUGUGACCGGCUUCAAGGUGGAGAACUGGAAGCAGAACCUGCGGGCGAUUUACCAGUGCUUCGUGUGGAGCGGCUCGGCCGAGACCAGGAAGCGCAAGGCAAAGUCGUGCAUUUGUCAUAUGUGUGGUGCCCACCUGAACAGACUCCACUCUUGCCUCUACUGUGUCUUCUUUGGCUGUUUUACAAAGAAACAUAUUCACGAGCACGCGAAGACAAAGCGACACAAUUUAGCCAUAGACCUUUUGUAUGGGGGUAUAUACUGCUUUAUGUGUCAAGAUUACAUAUACGACAAAGACAUGGAACAAAUUGCCAAAGAAGAACAACGAAAAGCUUGGAAAUUACAAGCCUUCACCCCAACAGUGGUUUCUCACUACCAGUGUACAAUGACAGGCAUUGGAGAGAAGUAUUCAACAUGGGAGCCGACCAAGAGAGAGUUAGAAUUGCUACGACACAACCCCAAGCGAAGAAAAAUAACCACAAACUGCACCAUAGGUCUACGAGGGCUAAUCAAUCUUGGGAACACAUGUUUUAUGAACUGUAUUGUCCAGGCACUUACCCACACUCCACUGCUGCGAGAUUUCUUCCUCUCCGACAGGCACAAAUGUGAAAUGCAAAGCCCCAGCUCAUGUCUGGUCUGUGAAAUGUCUACGCUUUUUCAGGAGUUUUACUCUGGGCACCGAUCUCCUCACAUUCCAUAUAGGUUAUUGCACCUGGUAUGGACUCACGCACGGCAUUUAGCAGGGUACGAGCAACAAGAUGCACACGAGUUCCUCAUUGCUGCAUUAGAUGUGCUACACAGACACUGCAAAGGUGAUGAUAAUGGGAAGAAGGCCAACAACCCCAACCACUGUAACUGCAUCAUAGACCAAAUCUUCACAGGCGGACUGCAGUCGGAUGUUACCUGUCAAGUCUGCCAUGGCGUUUCCACGACGAUAGACCCGUUCUGGGACAUCAGUUUGGAUCUGCCAGGCUCCUCCACCCCCUUCUGGCCGCUGAGUCCGGGCAGCGAUGGCAGCGUGGUCAACGGGGAAAGCCACGUGUCGGGCACCACCACCCUCACAGACUGCUUGAGAAGGUUUACAAGGCCAGAACAUCUAGGAAGCAGUGCCAAAAUCAAAUGUAGUGGUUGCCAUAGCUACCAAGAAUCUACCAAACAACUCACUAUGAAGAAGUUACCCAUUGUGGCCUGUUUUCAUCUCAAACGGUUUGAACACUCAGCCAAACUGAGGCGGAAGAUCACUACGUAUGUCUCGUUUCCACUGGAGCUGGACAUGACGCCUUUCAUGGCUUCCAGUAAAGAGAGCAGAAUGAACGGGCAGUACCAGCAGCCGACGGAUAGUCUAAACAACGAUAAUAAGUAUUCCUUGUUUGCAGUAGUUAAUCACCAGGGAACCUUGGAGAGUGGGCACUAUACCAGCUUCAUCAGGCAGCACAAGGACCAGUGGUUCAAGUGUGAUGAUGCCAUUAUCACCAAGGCAAGCAUUAAGGAUGUGCUAGACAGUGAAGGAUAUUUGCUGUUCUAUCACAAACAGUUCCUGGAGUAUGAAUAGCCUUAUCCAGCAGCUUGUCAGAUGUAAACAAGGAAGAAACAACUCAAGCCUUCUGAAUCGACACACAAACCUACCUGAAAUGAAAAGACCCAUUACAAACCAACUCGCACUGAGCUGUAACAGGACCUACUUGACACUGACUCACAGCCUGGAGAGUGAGAAAUGAACAAUGUCCAACGUGUGUGCAGUCCCACGAGGACAGAAAGGGGGAAAAGAGGCUGCAGUCAGUCACUUAACAGAGGAAAUAUAAAAUGAAAGGAAUGCUCUGGGUGGGGGAAAUGGGAGCAGAGGAGUCCGGGCACUGGUACAUCUCCUGUGUUCCUCCAAAAAUGUGUGUGGGAAGGCAAAGGAUUCUACCCUCAUCUCCAUAAAGCAUCUUCUCCAUUUGGUGCUUCAGCUCCAACGACCAAUCAUAUAACAGUUAAAAUUAAAAAUCCAAACCCAUUUUUUUAUGCAUAUGGGUCUGAAAGCAGUAGAGUGGAGGAGGAGGGGAUGAGACAACUAAAGGACUUUGCAAGUAUCUUUUUAUUUGUGAAUUUUAGUUAUUAAAUAAAUACAGUAUGAAACUAUUAGGCUCUUUUUUUUCCAACAACCAUAAAAGAAAUCCUGGAUUGUGGGACUGAAGCUGCAGUACUCAGACAGGUUUUCAAGCAUGCCUGCUUGCACAGGUAAUGUUCAAUGCCAUCGGACUGCUCAUCCAAAAGCAUCAGCACAGAUUCUGUUGUUUGAGCCCUUUUUUGUUUUGUUUUCUAUAAAUAGCUAUUUUCUUAAUUUUUUUCCUUUUAUUCCCUUUUUUCACGAGAAUGAAAUUCAUAAAUGCAACCAUCAGUAAAAAUGAAUGAAUUGGUGUGUUUAUACUG